Sinocyclocheilus anshuiensis is the source of this 5130-nucleotide messenger RNA. It is a transcript of the gene trpn1, whose product is annotated as transient receptor potential cation channel, subfamily N, member 1. Gene Ontology annotation, biological process: calcium ion transmembrane transport. Bases 37 to 4881 code for a protein of 1614 amino acids. NCBI's taxonomy places the organism in Eukaryota, Metazoa, Chordata, Actinopteri, Cypriniformes, Cyprinidae. Gene Ontology annotation, cellular component: membrane. The transcript has 29 exons. Gene Ontology annotation, molecular function: protein binding; calcium channel activity. The record is from RefSeq and is a predicted model, not a curated record.
UGCUUUGGUUCCUGUGAGGUUAUCUUGUGGUCUUGUAUGAUGUCAGACAGCUCCUGUGUGCCCGGGACCCCUCGGCGCCUGAUGCCUCUGGCCCUCAGGGGAGAAUGGACGGCACUGGAACAGAAGCUCAAGACGCUGGAGAAAGGAGAUCCGGAGAUCCUCCAGCUCGACGAGGAGUCUGGCUUGAGCCUCCUGAUGGUCGCGGUGCGAGAGAGCCGUCUGUCUAUCGUUGACAGGUUGCUGGAACUGGGGAUCAAUCCAAGUGACAAAACGAAGGAUGGCAGAUCAGCAUUACACAUUGCUGCAGCUCACUCCAAAGACGAGAUCGUCAAACUACUGGCCAGAAAAACUGAUCCCAAUUUACCAGCAGGGCCCAGUGAUCAGUUGCCCCUGCACUACGCAGCGUCUCGACCCACCGGAGGACUUGGAGUUGUGCAGACUCUGCUCAAGUUCAGCAGCAAAGAUGCUCGUCUUAUACCAGACAAGGAUGGCUGCCUUCCGCUGCUGCUGGCUGUCGAAGCUGGGAAUGUUGUGAUUGUUCGGGAACUCCUCUCCGGCCAAUCCGAGCCGCAGCUCAGAGCCAUGAAGGCAGCAAACGGUGACACUGCGCUUCACAUCUGCUGCAGACGGAAAGAUGUUGAGAUGGCCAAAGUCCUGGUGGAAUUUGGGGUGAAUCCGGACUCUCAGAAUAAUGAAUGGCAGACUCCUCUGCACAUCGCUGCUCUGGAAGGAGACGAGAACAUGCUGAAGUUUUUAUACCACUGCAAGGCCAGUCCCAACAUCUUAGACAAGAUGGACAGAUCUCCUCUACACAUCGCCGCAGAGCAGGGACACACCAGUGCAGUCGAGAUCCUCACCGAGAAGUUCAGGUCAUGUGUGUUAGCAAGAACAAAGGACGGCAACACACUUUUGCAUAUCGCAUCUCAGUGUGGUCACCCUGCAACCGCUCUCACGCUACUGAGGAAAGGCGUCUCGCUGCACAUGCCCAACAAGUCAGGGGCGGUUUGUCUUCACGCCGCGGCUAAGAGAGGACACACGGCUGUAGUGAAGGCUCUGCUCCAGAAGGGGGCGCAUGUGGACGCCACGGCUAAAGACGGACAGACGGCGCUUCACAUCGCGGUGGAGAACUGCAAGCCGCAGGUGGUGCAGAUGCUGCUGGGAUUCGGGGCAAAUAUGCAGCUCAGAGGAGGAAAGGUGCAGGAAGCCCCUCUGCACAUCGCAGCGAGAGUGAAGGAAGGUGAACGGGCGGCUGAAAUGCUUCUGAAGAGCGGAGCCGAUGUGAAUGCAGAGCAGGAGAACGGAGAGACCGCUAUGCAUGUAGCCGCGCGUCACGGCGCUCUGCAGAUGAUACGAGCGCUGAUCCAGGAGGGUGGAGAUGUGACCUGGAAGUCUAAGGUUGGUGAAAACCCUCUACUGGUUGCGGUGCGUCACUGUCACGCUCGCGUGGUGGAGGAGGUUUUAAACUCUCUGACCAAUGAGAGGAGCCGUCAGGAGGCGGAGCUCUGUGUGCGUGAAGGGAACCAGAAGAGCGAGACGCCGCUGCACCUGGCAGCUGAGCUCAGGAGCGACGCCGUGCAUCAGCCAGACGAGGACACCUGCAUCAUCAAGUUCCUGAUGGAGUAUCACGCUGACGUCACCGCCGUCACCCGACAGAGUGGAGAGACGCCUCUUCAUUACAGCGCCAGGGUGGGAAACACCGCUGUGCUUCAGGAGAUGCUCAGUAACGUCCCCUCCAACCAGCUCCAGACCGCCAUCAACAAACACGCCAAGAACGGCUGGUCGCCGCUGCUGUUGGCCGCAGAGCAGGGUCACACAGAGGUCGUGAAGAUCCUGCUGCAGAACAAUGCCAGAGUGGACGUGUUUGAUGAGGAGGGGAAGGCUGCCAUUCAUCUGGCUGCAGAACAAGGUCAUCAAGACAUCGUGGACAUCCUGCUGGCCCAUAAGGCCUUUGUGAACGCCAAGACCAAACUGGGCCUGACGCCUCUGCACCUCAGCACUCAGAGCGGCUCGGCGCAGCUCGUCAGGCUACUGGUGGAGACCCAUCAGGCCAGUGUUGAUGCUCUCUCUCUGAGAAAGCAGACGCCUCUGCAUCUGGCAGCCAUCAGCGGACAGCUGGACGUUUGCAGCAGCCUGUUAAACCUGAAAGCUGACAUCACUGCUACAGAUAUUCGCGGUCAGACUCCUCUUCAUCUGGCGGCGGAGAACGAUCACUCGGAGGUGGUGAAGCUGUUUCUGAGGCAGCAGCCUGAAUUAGCCAUGCUAGCUAACAUGGAGGGAGCGACCUGCACACACAUGGCUGCGGCUAAAGGCAGCGUAGCCGUCAUUAAAGAACUGCUGCUGUUUAAUCAAGGAGGACCGGUCACACUCAACAACAAGGCUAAUGGUUUGUGUCCGCUGCAUUUGGCUGCUGCUGGCGGUCAUACGGAGGUGGUGAAAGUUCUUCUGGAUGCUGGAGCAUCAGUGAUGGAGGAGGACGCCGAGGGCAUGACGGCCAUACAUUUGGCUGCCAAGAAUGGACACACUCAUAUUCUGGAGGUGCUGAAAGGCAGCGUUUCGCUGAAGAUCCAGAGCUCCAAGACGGGUUUAACGGCUCUGCACGUGGCAGCCUGUUUCGGACAAGUGGACUUUGUGAGAGAGAUCCUGACUAAAGUUCCAGCUACAAUACGCAGUGAAUUCCCCACCAACAGCAGCGGCAAAGACGACGUAAAGAGACAACAGCCGUUAGCUGAGUCAGGUUACACUCCUCUACACCUGGCGGCUCAGUCCGGUCAUGAGAAUGUGGUUCGCCUGUUGCUGAAUUCUCCUGGGGUUCAGGCCGAUGCAGAAACAAACAUUCAGGGCUCCAGUCCUCUGCACCUGGCGGCGCAGAGUGGACACACGGCUGUGGUCGGGCUGCUGAUCAGCCGCUCUGGAUCUCUGCUGCACCUGACCGACAAACGCGGAUGUACCUGUCUGCAUCUGGCCGCCGCACACGGACACGUGGCCAUGGUGAGAGUCCUGCUGGGACAAGGAGCGGAGAUCAACCACACGGACACGAGUGGCUGGACGGCGCUGCAUUACGCGGCUAAAGCCGGCUGUCUGGAGGUGGUGUCGUUCCUGGUGGAGAGCGGAGCAUCGGCGUGUGUCGAAUGUCAUGCCGGAUGGACGCCGCUGCAGUACGCGGCUCAGGAAAACCACGAGGAAACCGUCAUCUUCCUGCUGAGACGAGAGAAGAACACACUCCGACUGCUGGACGACAAGAAGUUUGUGUUCAAUCUGAUGGUGUGCGGCCGGAUGAAUGAUAAUGUGGCUCUGGAGGAGUUGGUUCUUCAUUCUCCGGCUCCUCUGGACACGUGCGUCCGUCUGUCGCGAGCUCUGACUCUGGCUGCGCUCAGAGAGAAGGAGCGCUCUGUCGACCUGCAGGCCGCCGCGCAUCACUGUGAGCUCAUGGCCUCUGACCUCCUGACCCUCGCUGCUUCAGCCGGGGGCCACGGUGCGUGCCCCAUCCUCAGGGCUGUGGACCACCGGGGUGCCAGCGUGCUGGACUGCCUGAUCGAGGGCCGGCAGAAGGGUGUGGUGUCCCAUCCGGCGGUGCAGACGUACCUGACGGAUGUGUGGCAUGGAAGCCUGCAGUGGGAUUCAUGGAAGAUCCUGCUGCUGUUCUUCUGUUUGCUGCUCUUCCCUCCGCUGUGGGUGGUGCUCUCACUGCCACUCAGACACAGCUUUAACACCAUCCCAAUCGUGAAGUUCAUGAGUCACCUGGUGUCGCACGUCUUCCUGUUGGCUCUGUUCAUCCUGACGAUCGUGUAUCCGCCCGUGAGUCCUCUGUCCGAGGGCCGUCUGGUUCCCGGCUGGUCAGAGUGCCUGUUGCUGAUCUGGCUCUGUGGGAUGCUGGUAUCUGAGCUGACGUUUCCAGGUGAGCGCGUCGGAUUAGCGUGGAUUCGUCUUCUUCUCCUGGGCUUCUCCGCCGCGGCUCUGCUGUGCCACCUGCUGGCGGUCUUCACCCAAUGGUGGCCGCCGUCGCACCUGCACUGCCUGUUUGCCCGAAACGUCCUGCUGGCCGUGGCGAUGAUGCUGGCGUUCAUCCAGCUGCUGGAGUUCCUCACGUUCCAUCACUUAUUCGGCCCGUGGGCCAUAAUCAUCCGAGACCUGAUGAAGGAUCUGUGUCGGUUCGCUGUGAUCCUCAUGUUGUUCCACACCGCCUUCACGCUGAGUCUCACCGCUUUGUGUCAGCCGCUGUAUCCUCAAGAUUGGGACAACAGCAAUGGUAAUGUGACCAUUCCGGAUCCUUUAAACAUGUCUGUGCUGCUCUUCUUCGCCCUGUUUGGUUUAACCGAACCAGAUAAAAUUCCCAACUUGGAGCGCUCGCCUCCCGCCACGGCCGUUUUGGCUAAAAUGGUGUUUGGCGUGUAUCUGGUGGUGACGUGCAUCGUGUUGAUCAACCUGCUCAUCGCCAUGAUGAGCGACACGUACCAGCGCAUCCAGGCUCAGUCCGACACGGAGUGGAAGUUUGGCCGCGCCGUUCUGAUCCGCGAUAUGAGCCGCAAGUCUGGAGUUCCGUCUCCGUUCAACCUGUUCACCAACCUGUUCUACUCCAUCAAGAUUCUCUGCAAACGCGCAGGGAAGAUCUGCUCUGUGGAGUGUCGUAAUGUGAUGAAUGAGGAUGAAGACACUGAAGGUUUGACAGGCUCUCGUUCUCUAGAGCUGCUGGCUCAAGCAUCUGUCAGCUGUGUCAGAGGAAACAAGAGGACGCAGAUCCUUCCCGAGGGCGGUCAGAUGACGAUGUCCAUGUCUGGAGGACAGGUGCGCGUGGAGAACGUUGUGGAUUGGCCAUCUGUGGUCCAGCAGUUUUUAGCCCAGCGCAGACAGAGGGACAGAUCACCGCCGGAGAGAGACGAAUGAAUGACCGACGGUUUCACCAUGACAGAUGAAUUUGCACUGCCUAUGAACAUCAGUCCACCCACCUGAGCCCACAUCACUUCAACUUCCUGUUUAAUUAACACCGUUAGCUUUAGCGUAUCACAGCAUGUUCCUUUAUCUGAUAUUCACUCCUCACUAGUCACUUUAAUCAAAGAUGUCAUUUACACUAGGAGUCAAAAGUUUGGGGUCAGUAAGAUUUUUGUAGUGUUUUUGAAAGAAGUCUCUUCCGCU